UUCAUGGGACACCUAAACUCGGUGCACGGUAGCAUUCAGUUCACGACUGAGGAGGAAAAAGAGGGAAUGUUACCGUUCUUGGACGUGCUCGUGAGGCGUGAAACAGACGGCCGCCUGUCACACACGGUUUACCGUAAACCGACACACACGGACCGGUACCUACGAGCCGACUCACACCAUCAUCCCUCCCACCUUGCCUCUGUUCCCCGUACGUUAAUCAACCGGGCACUGAACCUGUGUGAUCCCCAGUACAUUGACGCGGAACUUAACCACCUUAGAGUAGUACUGGAAACAAAUGGGUACAACUGGCGUCAAUGUACUCGACUGGCGAGUUCAUCAUGUAAAAGACGACCGGCAGUUGCGGAGCGGACUCCAGCAUUCUUACCCUAUGUGAAAGGAGUAACCGACACCAUCGGACACCUGUUACGCCGAAGAUACAGCAUCAGGACGAUCUUCCGCCCACCCGGUCAAUUACGGAACUUAUUACGCUCGCCUAAGGAUAAGGAUCCACUGGCAGUUCCCGGGGUAUACAUGAUACCGUGCGACUGUGGCUCGAGUUACAUCGGGGAAACUCGCCGCAACAUCACAACCAGACUCAAAGAACACAUACGCAGUGUGAAGAACAGGGACACCCAUACAUCGGCAGUAGCCGAGCAUGCUUGUAGCGCGGGCACGGCUCACUUCCUUCGCUUCGACAAGGUCUCCGUACUAGCGAGGGAGAAAUACUUUGUACCGCGGAAAGUACGUGAGGCCAUCGAAAUAAGUCGCCAUCCCAACUUCAACAGAGACGGUGGCUGGGCAUUACCACCUGCCUGGAAGCCGAGUCUACAAUCUGCGUCAACCUACAAUGUUGCGGGUCUGGAGUGUGACACAGUGAGCGCGGUAUGUAACACCGUUUUUGCGCCGACCCGAGAAUCGAAUCUAACACCUGCGCAGCCGCCGGCGAACGAGUCUAACGAGCCAACAUCGUCGCGCGCGCCAGAUAGUGCGCGCGAUUCCAGACAGAGGGCGCGAUGGGCGCGAUCCUCGAAUCGCCAGUAGCAGCGCGACAAUCGCCGCGUCGUGUGUCGCGGAAUGCUGCUCAUGAAUAUGAGCCUCUAGCAUGGCUUGAAACUAGUCGAGUUCCUCGUCAAAACAUUACGUGAGUAAGCCAUAAUAAUUAAUUUAGUAUGUCUCACGAAA
Molecule: messenger RNA, 1182 nt
Organism: Spodoptera frugiperda (fall armyworm)
Lineage: Eukaryota; Metazoa; Arthropoda; Insecta; Lepidoptera; Noctuidae
Exons: 2
Coding region: 4-1041 (345 amino acids)
Source: RefSeq, a predicted model, not a curated record